Molecule: messenger RNA, 1387 nt
Organism: Medioppia subpectinata
Lineage: Eukaryota; Metazoa; Arthropoda; Arachnida; Sarcoptiformes; Oppiidae
Source: the annotation of a GenBank genome assembly
AGACUUUCAAAAACAUAUCACAUCUACUCUUGUAAUGAGUCGUUAAUUCAGUCAUUCAUUUGUAAUUAAAUUUAGUUUUAAUUAUAAUUAAUUAGCGUUUGAUUUGUAUUGAAUUGAUGGCAGAUUUAUCACACAAAGAGCCGAAGAGCACAUCCAAACCCACUGCCAGCGACAAAACAAAGGAUUUAAGUCUUGAGAUCAAUCGCUUGAAGCAAAUGGUGAAACACGAGUCCGACCUCAACAGCCAUUUGAAUUCAUUACAAAAAGAUCUGCAUUCACAACGACUCAAGAGUUUGCGAGAAGUGUCCGACAAAUUGAAAGAAGACGUCUGGAAAUACCCGACCGUUCAGACACUUCUCGGCCUUUAAUCGCAUUUUAAGUUUAUUUGUGUUUUUGUUUUAUUGAUUGUCUUAAAACUCUUAAACGAUAACAAUUGUCGAGUUCUUCGUGCGAUGGCCUCAGAGGGAGAUAUAGUGUUGAGUUAUUUUGAUACGUGUUUACGGACUUCGGAUAUUAGUCUAUUGAAAGGCAAUAAAUGGCUGAACGAUAAUCUGAUUGGCUUUUGGUUUGAUUAUCUGGAGAACGACUUAUACAAAGAUGUGAGCGAAUCGAUCGCCUUCUUGAGCCCAAAUGUGGUUCAUUUCAUCAAAGGUGCGGUCAUUAAACACAACACACCGGACGUGAUAUCGAUGUUGUCGACGAUGGCGUUGAAAGAGAAACAAUUGGUGAUAAUUCCGAUCAACGACUGCGACAUCUAUAGCGCCGAAAUGGGUGGAAGUCAUUGGAGUCUUCUGGUGUACUCAUCGCACAGACAGUCCUUUGAACACUACGACAGCCACACCGGGAGUGUGAACCGCACUCACGCCGAGCACAUCGUCGCCAUCCUAUCGCCGCUUCUGAUGGCCGAACAGAUGACAGACAUUGAUUUGGACUUAACGGAGAUGGAGUGCACACAACAGGACAACAACUAUGACUGCGGUAUUCAUCUGAUUUGCAACGCCGAAGCCGUCUGUCGUAAACUCUUUCGUUCAGAUCAUCGACACAUUUCUGACAUCUGUUCACUCAAAGCCAUCUCCAGAGCCAGACGUGAUUUACUGCAACUCAUUCUCUCUCUUCGACCCAAAGUCGUACCCAAAGGACAGACAAGCGAUGAAUGAAUUGAUCACUUCUUCGCUUUUGGCACUCGAUUUGAAAUUUAUUGCACUUUUGAUCAAAAUUUCCUUUUAAUCUCGAUUUUAAUCUCUAAAUAAUUGAUAAUUUAUUUAAUAAAAUUGAUAAAAAUUUAUAACAAGUUAAUAAAAUGAAGACAUCUAUUAAUGGGUUAAGCCAUCCGUCACUUUAUGGCCAUUACGUACUCUUUUGAAAGCCUUAAAACUUUUCUAAUCUG